AUGGCAUCCUCGAUCAAUUCAUACGGUAGUCUCAAAGCCCACCAUGGCCACAUCUACUAUGAGCAGGAGGGUAACAAGUCUGGCCAUUCAGUCUUGUUCAUCCAUGGUCUAGGGGGCACCACCAACACAUACCAGCCCCUGGUCUCAUCUCUGCAAGACUUCAAUCUUGUCCGCUUCGACUGGGCUGGUCAUGGCAGGAGUACGCUACCGCAGAAGACUAGCAUUGACUCUUACGUUGAGGAUGCCGAAGCCAUAAUCAACCACUUUUCGCUCAAAGACAUCACCGUGAUCGGGCACUCCCUCGGUUGCCUCGUCGCCCUCACUUUAGCCGCCAAACAGCCCUCUCUCGUCUCCAAACUCGUCCUCUAUGGCCCCAUAAAAGCCCCACCGCAGCCGGGAAGAGAUGGAGCAAAAGGCCGUGCGGAGAGCGUCCGCAAAGGCGGCAUGGCAGCCGUAGCGGAUACAGUCGUUGGGAACGCUUUCGCUGCGCAAACAUUGAAAGAGCGCCCGGAGAUUGUGUCGUUUGGGAGGGAGUUGCUGAGCAGGCAGAAUGCGGAGGGGUAUGCACUGGCGUGUCUGAGCUUGGCCGAGAGUCGAGAUCCCGAGUGGGGUGCGAUUAAGGCGAAGACGACGAUUGUGAGUGGGAGUGAGGACAAGGUCUCUACUCCUGCACUGUGCAAAGCUAUCGCGGAAGAGUUGGGGCACACAAAGGUGGACUUGGUUACGUUUGAGGGGGUUGCGCAUUGGCAUACGCUGGAGAAUGCCAAGGAGAGCGCGGAGGUAUUGAGAAAAGCUGUCUCGUCAUAA
Molecule: messenger RNA, 807 nt
Organism: Letharia columbiana
Lineage: Eukaryota; Fungi; Ascomycota; Lecanoromycetes; Lecanorales; Parmeliaceae
Exons: 2
Coding region: 1-807 (268 amino acids)
Source: RefSeq, a predicted model, not a curated record